UCUUUCAGUCUGUGCUCACAGCAGAGCUGCUGCAGCCCUCUGAGUAUCCUCCUGGCCCUGCUCUGGACGUGCUCCAGUAUCUCCGCAUCCCUUUUGUUCCAGGGGCUCCAGAACUGGAUGCAGUACUCCAGGCGGGGUCUCAGCAGAGCAGAGGGGGAGAAUCACCUCCCUGGCCCUGCUGGCCACACUUCUCCUGCUGCAGCCCAGGCUCUGGCUUUCUGGUCUGCAAGGUCUUGUUGAGCCCCAUGAGGUCCAGAGUAGUUGAACCUCGUUUAUACCAAAUACACUGUGCUGUGUUAACACAGCCUGCUCUUACCUGCCCCUCCACUCAAGCAUGACAACACACUGAUUCUUUAAGUGGAAGGUGAAUUUUAAGUCUCUAAGUAAUGUCAUAAACCAAAUACUUCUAUGUUGAAAACUACCCUAUAGGGGAUGUAUAAAGAAAAUGUAAAUGCUACACAAAUGAAUGUUUUCCUUCUCCCACUAAAGCUGCCUUGCAUUAGAUAAUUACUUGAAGCACUCAUGUCACGUUUAAUGACUAAGUUACUGCUAUAUGUGUUUAAAGAUGGAAUAAUUAAUCUGGUGUGUUUACUUUUAAUUAGCAUUCUUCCCAUCCAUCCUCCACACGUUCUUCAAGAGCAGGGAGGGGCUCCUUUUCGGGUCAGGAACGGGAAGAAGCUGUCUCAGUGGGCACUGCUCAUCAGCUAUGAAGGUGAAAAAGUCCGUGGCUUGUAUGAAGGUGAAGGAUUUGCAUAUUUUGAAGGGGGAAAUACAUAUAAGGGCAUGUUUUCUGAAGGGCUUAUGCAUGGACAAGGGACUUACACAUGGGCUGAUGGAGUGACAUACGAGGGCACAUUUGUUAAGAAUGUGCAGAUGCUUAGUGGCCGUUACACAUGGAAUGAUGGCAGCGUUUAUGAGGGAUCCAUCAAGAACGGAGUUAGACAUGGAUUUGGAGUUUUCAGAAGUGGUACUCGUCCUGUUUCUUACGUUGGCUAUUGGUGUAAAGGCAAAAGACAUGGCAAGGGUACCAUUUAUUAUGACCAGGAACAUACUUCUUGGUAUUCAGGUGACUGGGUAAAUAAUGUCAAAGAAGGAUGGGGAAUGAGAUGCUACAGGUCUGGAAAUAUCUAUGUAGGUCAGUGGGAGAAAAAUGUUCGUCAUGGAAAAGGGAAAAUGAGAUGGUUGACAGCUAAUCAGGAGUACGUGGGACAGUGGGUGUAUGGCAUACAGCAUGGUUAUGGCACGCACAGAUGGCUUGUGAGGAGAAUGCCUGUGUCUCAGUAUCCUUUAAGGAAUGAAUACCUGGGUGAUUUUGUAAAUGGGGAGCGGCACGGCCACGGGAAGUUCAUAUACGCCAAUGGAGCAGUGUAUGAUGGUGAAUGGGUCAGUAAUAAAAAGCAUGGCAAGGGCAAGUUUGUCUUCCAGAAUGGUCAUGUUUAUGAGGGAGAGUUCAGAGAUGAUCAUAUAGCAGAGUAUCCUUUCCUACUGGAUGCAAUGAAUGCGAAAGAGCCGAGUGCCAUUUGCCCAGGAAGUCAUUUUGCCAGUGAAAAUAUCACAGUCAUGAAUGGCUCAGAAAAUACUUCAGUUCUGAGAUUAAUUGUUGAGUUGGAUAUAACCUCACUGCUUGCUUUGUUGCCAAGGGAAGAGAGACAUGAAGAACUGAAACAGGUAGAAUUUGCUGUGUUGAGGCAUAUCUCAGAACUGAGAAGAGUUUACACCUUCUACAGCAGCUUGGACUGUGAUCAAUCUCUUGACAACGUGUUCCUCAUGACUAAGCUCCAGUUUUGGAGAUUUCUGAAGGAUUGUCAUUUUCAUCACUCCAAACUAACUCUUGCUGAAAUGGAUCGGAUAUUGAGCGGUGAUAAAAGACCAGCUGAGAAGAUACAUUGUCCACAUGAGACUCUACUGUUCAGAACAUUUUUGUCUCACCUUGUUCAUCUAGCAUUUCAUAUCUAUCAUGAAGAGCACAAAGAGAAAGGCCCUUGUCUGAGUAAGUGUUUCUCAAGUAUGAUGUCCAGGAAUGUUCUUCCCACUGCCUGUCAUACCCAAAGUAUCUUCUUUUCUGAAGAGCUACCUGCAGUUUUUGCCAUGAGCUACCUUGACAAGUGCUGGGAAAUGUACAGAGCUUUUUGUAGACCAAGUACCAGAUCUCCGUUUGAACCCACCAUGAAAAUGAGGCACUUCCUUUGGAUGUUGAAUGAUUUUAAACUUCUCAGCAAACAACUAACUGCCUCAAGAGUUGUGGAAAUACUUGUCAGAGAUGGUCCCUCUCUACAUGAUAGCAGUAGCACCAACCUGGAGUCAGAGAUGGUUUUUCUUGAAUUUGUUGAAGCCCUUCUUGGUUGUGCAUCAGUGUACGUUACCAGUGGUAUGCUUAAGGAGCAAGCAGCUCAUGAUAAUCAGAAAAGCUUUAGAACCAAGAGUGUCUCUGAGGAAACCACAAACGUGUCUCUGAAUUCAGAGUAUUUUCUCUCCCAGCCAUUGGGAUCUUGUGAAGACAAAGGACAUCCUCUUGAAGAAUUUUUACUGGAUGAACAAAAAGAAGGCAGAACUGAGCAAGAGGAGGAGGAGGUUAGUCUGAGGAUGCGUCAGGUGCAGAUAUUUUUUACAACUAAAUUAUUUCCUGCCUACCAGCAUGAAAAAAUGCUGAGGGAAAAAGUAAAAGAGAAUCGAAUACGGGAUGCUGAAGCUGCUGAGCUGAGAAAGAUCAAGGAUGAGGAGCUGGCAAAACUUAUUGCUGAAAGAGAAGCAGAAGAGGCAAAAAGACGAGAAGCAGCUGCAGUGGAAAACAUCUCUGACUCCAAGGCUGCAGGUUUUAAGGAGGCGGAGAAGCCUGUCACACCCCCUCCAAAGGAAGAGGCACGCAGUGUAGCAGCCCCAGCUGCUAACAAGGUGCCUGCUGGCAAAAAGAAAAAGAAGAAAUAAAUCUUCUGCUGAGAACUGCUGAAACUUCAAUUCAGUUAAGUUUCAUAUUGGCACUUACUACCAUGUGACCCUCUGGAACGAGCUGUGUGUGGAAUAUAUACUCAAAAACAUGUACUCCUCCUUCCCAACUUGUGUCCUUGAGGGAGGAAGUAGCAGCACAUGACAGUAAACAAGAGCUACCUUCCAUAGUGUUGUAGAUUUCCUGGCAUUUCAGCACGUAUUGGAGAAUCUCUUCCUGCUAACUGAAGUGAAAAAGAACACACUUAAGAAAAAGCAGCUUAGAGGUAUUCUUCUGUUACGUUCUGUGGACUGUCUACACCAAGUUCAAAGCAAACCAUUUGCAGAAGAUAUCCUGAAGAUAGAUACUCUACUCUGUGUAACAUGAAGCAAGUAAAACUAAAGCAUAGAAGAUGCUUGGUAAGAGAGGGAAUUUCAUUUUGCAUUUACUGAUUCUAAAGUUUCAGUUUAUGGAGCUUUUUAAUGGAGAAAGGAUAACUAAGUCCAUGUGGUCUUAGGGCGUUUCAUGCUGCAUUUAGCCAACAAGCUGAAGGGAUUAAUUUGCAGUACUGAGCAGUCAGCAGGUAUCAGCAUUCAGUACACUCCCUACCACCUCCCCAUAUCCAAGUUAAGGAGCAAAUACUACUGACUGCUGUGAAAACAACACACCUCUCAAUUCCUAAACUAAAAUUUAAGGAGGGAUUAUCUCUCCCCUCCUCUUUGGUAUUUUAGCCCCAAGUGGUACCAGAUAAACAGAAAAUGAAAGGAGAGAAACCAACCCAAAUAAAAGGCAGAACUAAACAACCCAGAACAAAUCCUACUUAUCAUACCUCAGGCUCCAUGUGCCUUGGAAACAGAGAUGUUGUGAGAUACUUGUACAGAAUUCUCAUGUCGUCUUGUUCCAGUCCACUCCUACAAGAUCAGGGAGGAAAUGAAACACAAAGGAUGUUUGCGCUGCCAUUUUCUGCUAACUGAAACUGAGGCAAAGCUUGUGCCAAAGCAGGGUAGCAACAUCUCAGUGCCUCAGCAGAUUAAAUCCCAGAACACUCAUUUCUAACAAAAUGUUUAUUUGGUAAAUACAAAACACAUCUAAAACAUCUAUAAACCAUUAAGAACAACAUUUCAAUAACCAAAGAUGAAUUCUGCUGUACCUAAGUCCAUUUUAAAAGCAAAACUCUUCAGAAGCAGUGCAACUUGCUGCUUCACAACUAUAUAAAGAGUAAUUCUUUAAGUAACCUUCUAUGCUAAAAGUCCUGCAAGAGGAACUUGUGUAUGUGCACAGAGUCUCUUCUGAAGGAAACGUUAAAGACACUUCUCUAGCAACUCCUCAGGCCAACUUCAAAGCAAUCACUUGGUACAGAUGAGAGACUUUUAAAGCUGAAGAUCCAUACCUUUCUUAUGCAUCAGUCAUCCUACCAUUUAGUUUUCUCCUUUUCAUGUAACUCUUUCACUGAGUCAGAAGCUUUAUUAUUAUGACAUUUAUAGGCUGACUAAUUGAAGACACACAAAAGAAUGAUUUUAGUACCUACCAAAUCAGCUGGUCAUUGUAGAGAAAUGCAGUAUACUUGACUAUGUUCAGGCUUUCUUCCAUCCUAUUAAUAAAUGACUGAAUUUUCAA
This is a messenger RNA of Pogoniulus pusillus (Red-fronted tinkerbird), 4540 nucleotides long. RefSeq names its product radial spoke head 10 homolog B-like. NCBI's taxonomy places the organism in Eukaryota, Metazoa, Chordata, Aves, Piciformes, Lybiidae. The coding region runs from base 523 to 2925 and encodes 800 amino acids. The transcript is spliced from 19 exons. The record is from RefSeq and is a predicted model, not a curated record.